Molecule: messenger RNA, 186 nt
Organism: Parastagonospora nodorum SN15
Lineage: Eukaryota; Fungi; Ascomycota; Dothideomycetes; Pleosporales; Phaeosphaeriaceae
Exons: 2
Coding region: 1-186 (61 amino acids)
Source: RefSeq, a predicted model, not a curated record
AUGGCCCUCGCCGACGGCGCGAUCCUCGGCGACCAUCUUGAGAAGAUUAACGAGCGGAUUGAUGUGUCCGACAAUGGUGGUUCGGGACGAUCGCGACGAGCCAUGAGUGUUGGAAAUGUUGUCAUCUAUUUCGAGAACGGUUGGUGUGUCACACUUUGGGAGAAAGCUAAUUUGCAGAUCGAGUAG